CGGAAAGGCAAUCAACCAUCUCGGCCGUCCGUUAAAGAAGAAGCCACAUCGCAGCAUCGCACGUCGACGUCUACGACAUCCCUUCCUCUCAACCUCACACACCUCCCUCGCGCACGCGAUGCCCCGCCUUCCUUCGACGACCCCUCUGUCUGCCGCUCUCCGAUCUUCCUCCAAGAGCAACUUCGCCGCCGCGCCUCGGGCUUUCUCCACGCUCCGAAGCUCUUCUCGCGUCCUCGCAGCAUCAACGCGCACCUUCACUCCUUCUUCCCGCACCGCCGCAUUCUCGACUUCUGCAGCAAAGAUGGCAGGAGGUGUAGGUCUCGGUGAAGACAAUGCUCGUCCUGACCCUGACCAGGUCGUUCAGCAAAUCGCCGACUACGUCCACAACUACCAGAUCAAGAGCGACGUCGCCUACGACACCGCCCGUCUCGACCUGUUCGACACGCUCGGAUGCGGCAUGGAGGCUCUGCGCUUCCCCCAGGCCCGUAGCGUCCUUGGUCCCGUUGUCCCUGGCACCGAGGUCCCCAACGGCGCCCACGUCCCCGGAACGCCGUACGUCCUCGACCCGAUCCGUGCCGCCUUCAACACGGGUGCCAUGAUUCGCUGGCUCGACUUCAACGACACUUGGCUCGCUGCCGAGUGGGGCCACCCCUCUGACAACCUCGGUGCCAUUCUCUCCGUCGCCGACUGGCUCUCGCGCACCAACAUCGCCAAGGGCAAGGCUCCCCUGACCGUCCACGACGUCCUCACGGGCAUGAUCAAGGCUCACGAGAUUCAGGGUGUCAUUGCCCUCGAGAACUCCUUCAACCGCGUCGGUCUCGACCACGUCCUCCUCGUCAAGCUCGCCUCGGCCGCCGUCGUAUCCCAGAUGAUCGGCAACACCCGCGACCAGACCGUCGACACCAUCACCCAGGCCCUCGUCGACGGUCAGUCUCUCCGUACCUACCGCCAUGCCCCCAACGCAGGUUCUCGCAAGUCUUGGGCCGCUGGAGACGCCUGCUCUCGUGCUGUCAACCUCGCUUUGCUUGUCCAGCGUGGAGAGGGUGGCUACCCAUCUGUCCUCACCGCCAAGACUUGGGGCUUCUACGACGUCCUCUUCAAGGGCAAGCCCUUCAAGUUCACUCGCGAAUACGGCUCUUACGUCAUGGAACACGUCCUUUUCAAACUGGCCAGCGCUGAGUAUCAUUCACAGACAAGCGUGGAAGCCGCCAUGACGCUGCACAAAGAGAUGAAGGCCGCCGGAAAGACCGUGGAUGACAUCAAGAAGAUCACAAUUCGCUCGACGGAGGCUACCAUCCGAAUCAUCAGCAAGCAGGGCAAACUGAACAACUUCGCCGACCGUGACCACUGCAUUCAAUACAUGACGGCCGUGCCACUCAUUGAAGGCUACCUCGACCCCCAGCACUACACCGAUGAGUACGCCGCUGCGAACCCAAAGAUCGACGAGCUCCGAGCCAAGACGUACGUCGAGGAGAACGAGGAAUACUCCGCCGGCUACCUCGACCCCGAGCGCCGCUCCAUCGCCAACGACGUCGAGAUCGAGUUCAACGACGGCUCCAAGAUCCGCAACGCCGUAGAAUACCCCGUCGGCCAUGCUCGUAGGCGUGAAGAGGCCAAGCCUCUCAUCAAGGCCAAGCUCGAGAAGCACCUCAAGGGCCAGUUCGCCAACGAUGCCGACGCCCAGAAGAUUGUCAGCCUCCUCAACGAGCACGACAAGGUGUCCAAGAUGGCCGUCAACGACUUCGUCGACCUCUGGAAGCCAUCGAAGCUCGUUCAGGCUUAAAUUGAGCUGCCACACUGGACAGGCAUGGCAGAGAGAGACCUGCAGAGACCUUGCCUGUACGCCGGUAGCCGUAGAUGGGCAUGAUAUGACUUUCAAUCCGAGAUACAGUGUACAUGGAAAUCAUGAACGAUUGGCGCGCGUGACGCAACAGAGGAGAGAAAAGACGGGUGACGGCCAAAGAAUGCAUGUGCAGGGCAAUGUCUGGUCUAGACUGCUGUAUGAGGAGAUUGAUGCCUACAGCUUGCAAGGCGCUUGCUGUGCAAUGAGCCACUAGCGAGAUCGAAUGAAUUGGUGAAGGAGACAUGAAAGCACGGGAAGUGUUGGACGGCGAGCGCCGGUGGAAAUGCUCCGCUCGACCCGCGCCGACCUCAUGCGAGACUGGCCCGCCUCUCCGCCUUCCGUGUCUCCGGGUUGCUCAUCCUUCACUUCUACCUUGCCUCGAUAUAUGCUCCUUCACUUGCUUUCAU
This is a messenger RNA of Jaminaea rosea, 2250 nucleotides long. Its product is annotated as 2-methylcitrate dehydratase. Lineage: Eukaryota; Fungi; Basidiomycota; Exobasidiomycetes; Microstromatales. Gene Ontology annotation, molecular function: 2-methylcitrate dehydratase activity; 2 iron, 2 sulfur cluster binding. The record is from RefSeq and is a predicted model, not a curated record. Gene Ontology annotation, cellular component: mitochondrion. The coding region runs from base 302 to 1783 and encodes 493 amino acids. The transcript is spliced from 4 exons.